CUUUCCUCCCACAGCCAGGUUGGAACUCACAAGAUCAGAACUUUGAUCACGAAAACCAACACCACCCGCACAGAAGCGUUCCCCACGCACCAGCAACCAACCAUGAGCCCCUCCGCCGUCACAGAGACCGUGGCCGCGGCCCUCCCCAUCCACACAAAGGCUGCCGACAAGGCUCAGAGCGCCCUCCCACGCCCUCUGACCCUCAGCGGCGCCCUCGACCCUUACGAGAGCUUUGACGUGACGCCCAUCAUCGGCCGCGAGUUCCCCAAGGCCAACCUCGUCGACUGGCUCAACGCGCCCAACGCAGACGAGCUCAUCCGCGACCUUGCCAUCACCAUCUCCCAGCGCGGCGUCGUCUUCUUCCGCGCCCAGGACAACCUCACCAACAACCUCCAGAAGCAGCUCAUCCUGCGCCUGGGAGAGCUCACCGGCCGCCCGUCGACGUCUGGACUGCACAUCCACCCCGUGCUCAACUCGGAGCGCGACCUGGGCGGCGAGGACCCCGAGAUCAGCACCAUCAGCUCCGUCCAGCACGACAAGCUCUACCGGAGGCGCAACCUCGAGCAGCCCACCAAGAAGCAGAACUCGGCGCAGUGGCACAGCGACAUUGCCUUUGAGCCCGUGCCCGCAGACUACACGAGCCUGAGGCUCGUCGAGCUGCCCAAGACUGGCGGAGACACCCUCUGGGCGUCCGGCUACGAGAUCUACGACCGCAUCUCGGCGCCCUACCAGAAGUUCCUCGAGUCCCUGACCGUCACGUUCCAGCAGCCCGGCUUCAACAAGGUCGCCGCCGACGCCGGGUUCGAGCUGCACCCGGGCCCCCGUGGCGCGCCCGAGAACGUGGGCACCGAGCUCAAAGCCGUCCACCCGGUCGUCCGGACGAAUCCUGUCACCGGGUGGAAGAGCGUCUUCCCCGUUGGCGGACACGUCAAGUACAUCAACGACGUGACCGAGCUGGAAAGCAAGGCCUUGCUCGAGUGGUUCCUCGAGCUUGUGUACAAGAAUCACGAGCUGCAGGUCCGUUUCAAGUGGCAGAACGAAAACGACAUUGCGAUCUGGGAUAACCGCAGCGUCUUCCACACGGCGACGUUUGACUACGACGGGCAGGGUCCUAGGUUCGGAAACCGCGCCGUCGGGCUGGGCGAGAAGCCCUACCUGGACCCGGAGAGCACUUCGAGGCGGGCGGCGCUGGGGAUCGAGCUCGAGUAAAGAAACAUAUUAUGCUUGGUUCACUCUGAGAUGUAGCACACGCGAUGGGGAAUGACAGUGUGGCUUGGUGGACAUACGACUUCAAAGUCGUUUAAGCUGGCUAUCUAGUCUAUGCG
Microdochium trichocladiopsis is the source of this 1325-nucleotide messenger RNA. RefSeq names its product alpha-ketoglutarate-dependent taurine dioxygenase. NCBI's taxonomy places the organism in Eukaryota, Fungi, Ascomycota, Sordariomycetes, Xylariales, Microdochiaceae. Gene Ontology annotation, cellular component: cytoplasm. Gene Ontology annotation, molecular function: 2-oxoglutarate-dependent dioxygenase activity. The transcript is spliced from 5 exons. The record is from RefSeq and is a predicted model, not a curated record. The coding region runs from base 103 to 1209 and encodes 368 amino acids.